Nematolebias whitei (Rio pearlfish) is the source of this 2855-nucleotide messenger RNA. It is a transcript of the gene ubxn6, whose product is annotated as UBX domain protein 6. The transcript has 11 exons. Gene Ontology annotation, cellular component: cytoplasm. Gene Ontology annotation, molecular function: protein binding. NCBI's taxonomy places the organism in Eukaryota, Metazoa, Chordata, Actinopteri, Cyprinodontiformes, Rivulidae. The record is from RefSeq and is a predicted model, not a curated record. Bases 22 to 1425 code for a protein of 467 amino acids.
GACCGGAAGUAACCCAGUGCCAUGAGACGCAACUUUCGGUUGUCGUUUUUGCUAGGUUUUGUGCUGCUCUUCGUUUCUUUCGUAUGGUUUUGUCUUCACUGGCAAAUACAGAAUAUGAAGAAGUUUUUCGAAGACCUUAAAAAAGACCUCACGUUUAAGUCUGCGGGACCCGGGAAGAAGUUAACAGAAGAUACGAGCACCAAACCGCAGGUGGUGCAGAGCGACUCCAGCUCCAACCAGAACAGCCAUGCUCCCGGUGAAGGAGCCCAGAGGGCAGGAGCCGCAGCCCUGGCCAGAAUUGAGCAGAAGCCGAGGCCGAAAGUGCACGCGUCCAAGGCGAUCAGGAACCAGGUUAAAAGAGAACUGGAGGCUGAGGCAGCGGCCGUGGCUGAAAAAGACGAGGCGUCUGCAGCAGAGGGAUCCAGAGUGAAAGAGGCCACCUGCCUGUCUGUGUCCGGUGUUUAUUUCAUUUGUCCUUUCACCGGAGCAAUGUUAACCAAAAGUGAACGGGAGGCUCACAUCAAACAGGCCAUUUUAAUGCGCUUUGACGAGGAUGUGAUUGAAGCGUCUGUUAUGAUGAUCCACACGUUUAACAAGGACAGAGAGAAGGUGAAGGCAGCUGUGGACAUCAUAAGCAAAUAUGUUGAAAAUAUAUGUAAGAACCCCACAGAGGAGAAAUACAGGAAGAUUAAAGUCCGCAACAAGGUGUUCCAGGAAAAGAUUUUUCUUGUUGAGGGCUGUCAAGAGUUUCUGCAGGCUUUGGGCUUCAUGAGCGUUCUGCUUCCUGUUGAGGGCCGAGAGGAAGAAGAGGAGUUUCUGGUGUUACCAGAGCAGAGUGCUGACGCUCUGGAGCUAAUGAUGGAGCGCAGGGAUCGCCUCCAGAGAGGAGAGCCGGUCAGAGCGCAGCUGGACCGGCAGGCUCAGGCUGUUAGGCCUUCUCCUAACGCCCAGCGCUUUGAGCUUCCACCAGAGUUCUACAAGCUGACGGCAGAGGAGCUCAAGCGGGAGCAACAGCUCAGGACUACGUUAGUGGCGAAGAACGCCAUGCUUCGCACUAAAGCCAUGAGGGAGAAGGAGAACCGGAGGGAGAGAGGGAAAUACAACUACACCCUUCUCAGGAUCCGACUGCCUGAUGACAACCUGCUGCAAGGCACGUUUUACGCCUGGGACCGGCUGCCUGCUCUCUUUGAAUUUGUACGAGAGUCUCUGGUGGACGGCUGGCAGCCCUUUGAGCUCAUCGCUCCAGGAGGUCAGAAACUGCAGGAGUCCGAGGAGCUCUCGCUUGCAGAAUCUAACUUGGUCCCUGCUGCCCUGCUCACAUUUGCCUGGGAUGCAGCUGUGCAGGCUGACAUCGCUGCUGCAGGUGAGAAGAGCCCCACCCUCCUGAAACCAGAGCUGAUGGAGAACAUCCGAACGCUGAACUGAGAAGUCCCGCCGAUUACCCCUCCCCAUUUCCUUACCCCGUGCUGGGAGGAAACUGUUACGUCUAGUGAUGCAUUUAUUUUUACAAAUUAUAAUCAACGAUAGAACGUGGGGGAGCGUCGCCUGGAUGGAUGAGCUUUGAGUAUAUUUUUGUCCUCGGAUGAUAUCAGCAGCAUUAUGAACACACAAACAUCAAAUGUUUGUUUUUGUUGUUACGUACUGAACCCUGUUCAAGUCACGAAAGCUUCAUUUUGUUCCCAUCAGCAAACUGUGCUGCUCAUCAGUGCCGUGGUUUUAUGGAAGUCUGGAUGUGAUCUGUUCAGUGUUCAAGGUGGAUUUUAGUGUUGAUGGUCCGGCUUCUCCUCCCAUUUAUGCUGUACAACACAUUUACAUCAAGACCAGCUAAUAUGAUCAUCUUCUGGCUUAUCGCUGAUAAAUCUUAGAGCAGUUCAGAUUUGCUUCAAUCUGAUCAGUCAUUAGCACUUUAAAGGAACGGUUCUAGCUGUAAAGAAAACUAAAUUUAAACAUCAAACCAAAAAAAGUGUAAUUGUUGAAAGUUAGGAAUAAUCCUCAAUGACCAACCCCCUCUGGCUUGAACAUAAUCACAAACUGCUUUUUUCUCCAAACCUUUAGAGAACAUAUUUUUAUGCCAGCUUUUAUUUUGGACACUUCCUUGACAUUUGAAACAUGCAGAACCUGUAAUACUAAUUCAAAAUUACACUAAUGAUUUUAUUUUACAUAGCUAGUGUGAAAUUAAAAUAAAUUGUCGUUAUUAAAUAUAUAUUUGAACUUGCGCAAUAGAAAACAAGUUUAUUACAGCACUAUAGAUUAAUGCUGUCUGGGUUAAAUUUGGUAGAUAAUGAACCUGUGAUCGGAAGGUUGCAGGUUCAAAUCCCCAGAUUGGCUCAUACAAUUUGGGUGGGAAAAGUUAAGCACUUAUUUGCUUCCACCCUUUUUGGCCCUACCGUGGGCCCUUAACCCUCCAGCUGCUCCCCAGCACCUGAAGUAGCAGCUCUGCUCCACGUGUGAUGAGAAAAGACUGAAUCAAUUUCCCCAUUAGGGAUUAACAAAGUAAACAUUGUUUAAAUGUAAUAUUGCCACAGUAAUUUAUUGAAAAGUGUUAAAACUUGACCCCUUCAAGUUUCAUCAUGGUUGGUUAAGAUGACUCAUCAUUCAAAGUCGUAAAAUCCUUGAGUUGUGGGCAACCGUGAAAGAAUUGGAUCUAAAGACAGUAUUUGCAUCUGAUCAAGUUACAAGAUAAAAAUAAUGUAUUUGUGCACAUCUUGAGCAUCUACCAUUGAUUUGUUUGACGUGGCUGUAUCCGUGACCAGAUGUGUCACAGGAGGGUUGAAAUCCUUAAAAUGUGACUUGUGUUAAAGAGCAUUGUGAUUUAAAUACGCUUUGUUGCUUCUGAAGCUGCCUGGAUGACCACG